AGAAAAGGAAGAAGAUGUUCCUCCUCAUGUCAAUAUGGCGCUGUAGGAGCUCUGUCCACGCUGGUUUGUUGACGUUUAUUUAAUACCGUCAAUCCUGCUGCUUUAGUGGAUUUACAGCCAACACAACCAUGUCGAGACUCAUCGUUAAAAACCUCCCUAAUGGGAUGAAGGAGGAGAGGUUCAGGUCGAUGUUCGCUGCCUUCGGCACGGUGACCGACUGCUCUCUGAAGUUCACCAAAGAGGGAAAGUUCAGAAAGUUCGGCUUUGUGGGCUUUAAAUCCGAGGAGGACGCGAGCAGAGCGCUGACGCAUUUCAACAAGAGCUUCGUGGACACUUCUAGAGUAACGGUGGAGAUGUGCAAAGCGUUUGGAGAUCCCACAAAAGGAAAAGCCUGGAGUAAACACUCUCAGAAAUCAGAGCAGAGCAAAGCCUCUGCUGCUGCUCCCACAGACAGCAAAAAGAAAAAGACGGGGAAAAAGGAAACCAGCAGUGCACUGGGAAAUCUGGAGAAAGAAGAAGGAUUUAACGAGUUUCUGUCAGUGUAUCAGAACCGCAGCCAAGCCAAGACCUGGACAAAUGACAUGGCUCCGGAUCUGGAUAACCGUGAUAAUAUACAGAAAGAGAAAAAGAAGAAGAAAAAGCCAACCUCUGAUGAUUAUCUCAACUUUGAUUCCGACGAGUCAGAGAAUGAAAUGGAAAAGGAGGAGGAGGAGGACGAUGAUGAUGAUGAUGAUGAUAAAAAAGAGGAAGCCCUGAAGUCUGGCCUGUCAGAUAUGGACUACCUGCGCUCCAAGGUGGCGCAAACUAUGGAGGAGAGUGAUGAAGAGGAUGAAGCCGAUGACGAGAAAGACGAUGGUCCCACUCAGCACGGAGACAGCGCCUAUGAGAGCGGUGAACGAGAAAACGUCUCAAAGCCUAAAGCUUCCUCUGGGAAUAAGAAACAGGGUGUCAAACAGGAGAUGGAGCCGGUGACAGAGUUCACGGUGAAGCUAAGAGGGGUCCCGUUUAACGUGAAAGAGCAACAAAUCCGAGAGUUCAUGACUCCGCUGAAGCCCGCAGCUAUCCGGAUCGGGAAGAACGACAGUGGAAACAGAACAGGUUACGUGUAUGUGGACGUGCGCUCUGAAGAGGAGGUGGCGAAGGCUUUGAAGAAGACGAAAGACUACAUAGGGGGUCGUUACAUCGAGGUCUUCCGCGUCGAUUCUUCUUCGGGGGCAAAAAGCAAGAGGAACAAAAACGACAAAGAAAUCGACCGAAACUUCACCAGGACGCUGAAGGAGGACGAGGAGGAGGAGGAUGUCUCAGAGUCCGGUCGACUCUUCAUCAGAAACCUUCCUUACACCUGCACAGAAGAAGAGAUCAAAGAGCUUUCUACUAAAUACGGUCCUUUAUCGGAGCUGCUCUUUCCUAUCGACAACCUGACCAAGAAGCCAAAGGGAUUUGCUUUUGUUACCUACAUGAUACCAGAAAAUGCUGUGGUAGCCCUUUCAAAAUUGGACGGACAUAUAUUUCAGGGUCGAAUGCUUCAUGUUCUUCCCUCCACUGUGAAGAAGGAAAAGCCAGACUCCUCAGAAUCUGGUGGUCCUGGCUCUUCAUCGUAUAAACGGCAGAAAGAUGCUAAAAAUAAAGCUUCAAGUUCUAGCUCACACAACUGGAACACUUUGUUUUUGGGGACAAGUGCAGUGGCCGAUGCCAUUGCUGAGAAAUAUAACACCACGAAAAGCUUGGUCUUGGACCACGAGUCAAAGGGAAGCGUUGCAGUGAGGAUGGCUCUAGGAGAGACUCAGAUUGUUCAGGAGACCCGACAGUUCCUGCUGGACAACGGCGUUUGUCUAGACUCCUUUAGUCAAGCUGCAGCAGCGAGGAGUACAUCUGUGAUCCUGGUAAAAAACCUCCCAGUCGGAGUGACGACGACGGAGCUUGAGGAACUUUUCUCGCCUCACGGCUCUUUGGGUCGAGUGCUGCUGCCGCCUUCAGGACUCACCGCCAUCAUUGAGUUCCUGGAGCCAACCGAGGCCAAACGAGCUUUCACAAGGCUGGCUUAUAGCAAGUUUCAUCAUGUCCCACUGUAUUUGGAGUGGGCCCCUGUUGGGGUGUUCACAGCUGCCAAUCCAGAAACGGAAAAAUAUGUCAUAUCAGCCAAAAAAGAGGCUGUGAAGGAGGAGGGCAAGCAAGAGGAGGAUGAGCAAGAAGAGGAAGAAGAAGAAGGACCUGUGCCAGGUUCUACACUCUUCAUUAAGAAUCUAAAUUUCAGCACAACAGAAGAGAAACUACAGGAGAUCUUCUCCAAAUGUGGAAAGGUGAAGUCUUGCAGCAUUUCCAAGAAGAAAGAUAAAAAAGGUAACCUGUUGUCCAUGGGUUACGGUUUUGUCCAAUAUCAGACAGCAGAGGGAGCACGGAAGGCUCUGAGACAACUACAGCACUGUAUGGUAGAUGAUCACCAGUUAGAGGUGAAGAUUUCAGAAAGAGCCACAAAGACUACGGAGGUGUCACACAGACAGAAGCAAGCUGAGAAGAAGCAGACCGGCUCCAAGAUCCUUGUGCGCAACAUUCCCUUCCAAGCGACUGUCAGGGAAAUCCGAGAGCUCUUUUGCACAUUUGGGGAGCUGAAGACUGUCCGUCUUCCAAAGAAAGCAGCGGGCUCAGGGAAACAUCGGGGCUUUGCCUUUGUUGAUUUCCUCACCAAACAGGAUGCAAAGAAAGCCUUUGCUGCACUUUGCCACAGCACCCAUCUGUACGGGAGACGUCUUGUCCUGGAAUGGGCUGAUGCCGAGGAUACAGUGGAGACACUGAGACGGAAAACAGCCGAACAUUUUCAUGGGGAUCUACCAAAGAAGAGACGAAAGGCAGAAGUUAUGGAGGGAAUUAUUGAGUCCAUGGAAACUGACGGGGGUGUUGAAGACUGAGGUCCACCUAAUCCUGGACAUGAGAGAUUUGGACUGAAAAACAAGCAGACCUGAAUAGAAAUAAACUAAUAUGGAAUGAUAUUGCAGUAAUUGUACAAAAAUAAUUACUGUGACUGUAUUAUGUUUUUAAAAUAUAAAUAGUUUUACAUAAAUCUCUGCAUGUUGAUUCA
Molecule: messenger RNA, 3076 nt
Organism: Fundulus heteroclitus (mummichog)
Lineage: Eukaryota; Metazoa; Chordata; Actinopteri; Cyprinodontiformes; Fundulidae
Gene: rbm19
Product: RNA binding motif protein 19
Exons: 23
Coding region: 129-2906 (925 amino acids)
Molecular function (GO): RNA binding
Source: RefSeq, a predicted model, not a curated record